AUGCCAAUCCAUAAUGAUCCUGAGAAUGAUAAUGAAUUAAUCAAUCAAUCUAUUCCUGUGACAACCAUUGCUAGACUAUUCAAAGAAUUAUCUUUUAAAGAUCCCCAGACCAGAAUCACCUUGAGUACAUUAGAAUUGUCAUCGGAAUAUAUUAAACUAUUCAUCAAUGAAGCCAUUAUUCGAGCAAAUGAAGAGCGUAUAGAUGAAGGUGACACAUUAGUACAAAUAGAUGGUAUUGAUAAUGUGACAUCCACAGCAAAAAAUAAUCAAGAGACUCAAUAUCCUACAAUAGAUGAGAUUGAAGAUUCUAUGAGAAUUGAUGAUGAUGACGAUAGUAAUAAUAUUAAUAUUGGUACUGUUAAUGAAGAUGAUGAUGAUGAAUUGAUUGAUGAUGAUUAUUUCCAAGAUGAAUCAGAUACACAAAGACAAUUACGUCAAGCAAUGGAUGCUGUGAAUGAUACAACUCGGAAUAAUAAUCAUAACAAUAAUAGAAAUAGGACUACUACUACUACUACUAAUAAUAAUAAUAAUAAUAAUAAUAAUAAUAAUAAUAAUAAUAACACUGAUAAUAAUCAUGCUGAUAAUAUUUUAGAUUCAAGACAUCUAGCGAAAAUUGCUGGGAUUUUAACCCUAGAUUUUUAG
Messenger RNA from Candida albicans SC5314, 642 nucleotides. RefSeq lists its product as uncharacterized. The coding region runs from base 1 to 642 and encodes 213 amino acids. The record is from RefSeq and is a predicted model, not a curated record. Gene Ontology annotation, molecular function: protein heterodimerization activity. Gene Ontology annotation, cellular component: Fanconi anaemia nuclear complex; FANCM-MHF complex. Gene Ontology annotation, biological process: replication fork processing; resolution of meiotic recombination intermediates; DNA repair. The transcript has a single exon. Lineage: Eukaryota; Fungi; Ascomycota; Pichiomycetes; Serinales; Debaryomycetaceae.